Molecule: messenger RNA, 2144 nt
Organism: Dermochelys coriacea (leatherback sea turtle)
Lineage: Eukaryota; Metazoa; Chordata; Testudines; Dermochelyidae
Exons: 9
Coding region: 1-1980 (659 amino acids)
Source: RefSeq, a predicted model, not a curated record
AUGGACAGGUCACGGGCUGUGAAUCCGGACUGCCCCGAGUGGAGCCGGAACUUCCCGAAGGCUCCAGCGUCCUGCCAAUGCUCCGAGUAUUACCGAAGCUCCCCGAGCGGAGAGAGGCGGAAAGGCCCGAGUGUUGCCGAAGCUCCCCGAGCGGAGAGAGGCGGAAAGGCCCGAGUGCUGCCGAAGCUCCCCGAGCGGAGAGAGGCGGAAAGGCCCGAGUGCUGCCGAAGCUCCCCGAGCGGAGAGAGGCGGAAAGGCCCGAGUGUUGCCGAAGCUCCCCGAGCGGAGAGAGGGGGAAAGGCCCGAGUGCUGCCGAAGCUGCCCGAACACGGGGAGGCGGAAGGGCCCGAGUGUUGCCGAAGCUGCCCGAACACGGGGAGGCGGAAGGGCCCGAGUGCUGCCGAAGCUGCCCGAGCGUGCUCGGAGGCCGGUACCGUCCGGCCCUGGGCUGUGGUUUCCGUGAGUAGCCGCCCGGCGCCGCGGCCGGCCCGGACAUGGCCUCCUUCAUCGCUCAUCCUUCCGUACGCAUCAAAGGAACAGAACACAGCUACAGCCCAGUCCUGUGCCAAGAUGACCAGUGUGCUGCCAGUAUCAAAGGGAGGCACACCCACUGUCCAUUCUGCAGCAUUUCAGAGGCUUAUCAGGACCCAUUCAUUCUCCAGGCUCACUACCGGGUCAAACACGUGGACAAGGGGCUUGACUUUGCAGGAUUGGCUGCUCCUGGGGUUCCUCCCUCAGGGAUGCUCAGCUCGCACCAAAUCUUCCCUCCUCAAAGAUCCACUCCCACCUCUCUUCUGUCCAGGACUGAAGAUCCUGCGGUGCUGCAAUCACUGCGAGAUUGUGGGCACGAUCAAAGGGGAGAAGAAGUUCAAAGGGGCGCACUGGCACUGCUACCGCUGCCGCAAUGGCUUCAACCGGCGGGACGAGGCGGUGAAGCACUACAAGACCCACUUCCGGAACCCCCACACCACCUUCCAGAUCCAGAUCACACAGGAUGUCAAUAGCCGCCAGUAUUACCAACACAGUGCCGAAGCCCACCCCAAGGCCUAUGGUAGCCUCCAUGUGUCCACUGGAGCCAGCAUCGAUGUGAUGGCCAUAGGCUCGGUGCUGGCACAGACCGUCCUGGCAUCAGGAUCUCCUGUCUUCACCAUCGACAAGGGGACAAAAAGCCUCUCGGGCAACCCUGCCAAGCCCUGUGAGGGGCUGGAUCAGAACUUGCUGAAGAAACAACUGAUUGAGCUACACCAGCAGAACCAGCAGCUGCUGGAGGAGAAGAAGGAGAUGGAACAGAAGCUUCGGGCAGAGAUCCUGCAGCUAAAGGAACAGAUUGCCAGCAUUGUCCAAGCUAACAUCCGCAUGGCAGAGGAGCUGAAACGGUACCAAACCUCAGAUGACCUGGAGAAGAAAGUCAGCAAGAUGAUUGAGCAGAUGGAGUGGCAGCACCGGGAACUGCUGCAGAUGCAGGUGGCAGCCCUGCGGAAGGAGUUUGCUCAGAAAGAGAGUCAGCUGCCAAACGGCAAAUCCACACCUCCAGCAGACGCUGCCCUGGAAACCAGGGAGCCAGCUGUGACCUCCUCCGUGCACACUCUUCUGGCCAGCGCUGCCCUGACCUCCACAAACAGCACCGGCAGCACCCGGUUCACCCUGCCCAACAGUCUGGUGGGCCCCCAGAACACUGCGACACCCAGGCCAUUAGACAUUAGUACUGGGAAUGUCAUCUCCUUCAUUGACCCGCCAGAAAGCUUACCUGGCACUGGGAGCAACAGCCUGCAAAAGCUGGAGAUCGUGGAGUUGCACCUGGACAUGAAACCGACCAAAGCGAACCAGGAAGCUGGCUCCCCACCAGCUCACGUCCAGCUCCUCCCCAUUGGCGAAAUGAACGAACCCAUGGGACUGCUGCCUACGCUGGGCGGAGAGAAGCGGCUGGCACAGCAUGCGCUGGCAAGAGAAACCAAAGCCAAACAGCAGCGGACAGUCUGAUCCCACACGGGGAACUUACACACACAAGCCAUGACAAACCUCUCUCUUCCUAAGCCAGUAGCCAAACAAAUUUGCCAGUUCCCUGUUUUGUACCCAGUGCUUUAAAUUGAUAGUUAUACAUGGUGCUGUCAGUUAUUAAACCUUAAGUUAUACAUUUAUCCAUA